Molecule: messenger RNA, 1888 nt
Organism: Klebsormidium nitens
Lineage: Eukaryota; Viridiplantae; Streptophyta; Klebsormidiophyceae; Klebsormidiales; Klebsormidiaceae
Source: the annotation of a GenBank genome assembly
UUGUUCUUGACAAGGCUUGUUCGUCUGUGCUCUGUCAACUUUCAAGUUGCAGGUGCAAGCGAGCUGCUUUGCGACAAUGUUUCGUGCACAUCAGAGGUUCUCCUGAUCAACCAAGCACGCAGACAAAACUUGCAAUUGAUUGACAAGUUGGUGGCGGUGCGCCCAUUGGUAGCUAUGAAUAUUGUGGCACGGUUGGGUCGAGGAUUCUUGCGCGCUAACGUGCAGGCACUGGAUAGCACUGUGCGAAGCCUGCCACAUCUUGCAAAUCUCCUGCCUGUGCUUCCCACCACCACACUCCCUGAAACCAACCGCCCCGUCCCUCUGAGAACCGACGACAGCGAAGCAUCCUGCAGCAACCGAGAAACAGAGUCCUUGCACAAGUCAUCUGUUGAGGAUCUGACUUGGGGUGUCAGGCAGAGUGAGUACGGUGGAAGGCAUAGAGGACAGUAUAGCCCAGAAACGACAAGAUGGAUGUCAAGCGUGCCGGUUUCGGUGGACGAAACCGAGGGGAGUGGACAAGUAGAGCGGUUCCAGACAGAAGCGGUGGAUCCCUUCUCCCUGGUGGCGGAUGAGCUGGCUCAGCUGGGGGCGAAAAUGAGAGACAUGGUCGCAACCGAAGUCCCAAAAUUGGCUCAGGCGGCCGAGUACUUUUUUCGGAUGGGGGCAGAGGGGAAGCGUUUCCGACCAACGGUACUUUUGCUGAUGGCGACAGCUGUCUCCACGUCAAUACCGGGGAGUACCCUCGCUGCCGAGGCGCAAAGCAUCCGCGAUCGGCAACGGCGGAUUGCUGAAAUCACGGAGAUGAUACAUGUGGCGAGUUUGUUGCACGAUGAUGUUCUGGACUCUUCCGACACGCGACGGGGCAUCAGCUCGCUGAACUUUCUGAUGGGGAACAAGCUGGCGGUUCUGGCUGGGGACUUUCUGCUCGCGCGUGCGUCCGUAGCGUUGGCAUCCUUGCGAAACGUUGAGGUGAUUGAGUUGCUGUCGCGCGUGCUGGAGCACCUGGUGUCGGGCGAGAUCAUGCAGAUGACGGGCGAGCCGGAGGCGCGCUGCAGCUUCGACUACUACAUCAAGAAGACGUACAACAAGACGGCCAGCCUCAUCGCCAACAGCUGCAAGUCGGUCGCGAUCCUCGGGGGCCAGCCGCCGGACGUUGCGGGGCUUGCGUACGACUACGGACGACAUUUGGGACUGGCGUUUCAGAUCGUGGACGACCUUCUCGACUUCGUGGGCACCAGCCUGGUGUUGGGCAAGCCGGCACUGGCCGACUUAAAUCAGGGCAUUGCAACGGCGCCGGUGCUGUUUGCGGCCGAGGAGUUCCCUAUGAUGGAAGACCUGAUAAAGCGGAAGUUCGCUCGGAGCGGCGAUGUUGAGCAGGCUCUUCAAUGGGUACAACAAAGCAAGGGCUUGGAGCGGGCUCGAGAGCUGGCUGCGUAUCACGCUUCGCAGGCAGUGCUGGCCAUCGAAAGGCUUCCUCCUCCAGAGUCACAAGGGGCCGCACAAAGUCGACGAGCCCUCGUUGACCUCACACAACGGGUACUGACACGGAAAAAGUGAAGCAGAAGUGGGCACGUGCGAGCGGAAGCUUAUGUUUGGAUGCACGCUCACAGUCAAGGUAACGGAGACAGUUGGGCGGGGUUACGCAUCAGCUUAUUUUUGCCUUAUUAGGUAAGUAUUACAAUCUGGUGGUUUAUCCAGUUCAUUGUAUAGCUUCAGCUUUAAGCCUGCGCUUCUUGCCAAGAAAAGCUACUUGUGCGGCGGGCGGCGGGCUUGGCGGCUUGCGGAUGUUCUCAUGGUUGCACGGCAUUCCUGGUAUAGUGCAUUCUGAUUUGGCAUGUGCAUCUGCGCCAGGGCUGCCGCGAGAACAGUUUCUUUCUAAGUUUGGAAC